UAUUCGAAUGGAAUAUAGGUAACAAGAGUAAAGAGAAGACACAAGUAAGGGAGAGAGAGUGAGAGAGAGAUCUAUCUAUUGUUCUGAUCAGAUCUGAUCUGAUCAUCCGAUUCCGAUGGCUUCUACAGAGGGUCUGGUUCCCAUAACAAGGGCCUUUCUUGCUUCUUAUUACGACAAACACCCUUUUACUCCUCUUUCUCCUGAUGUCUCUCGCCUUUCUUCUGAGAUUCGUUCACUCUCCAAUGAUUUCCUCAAUCAACAACCUCCUACACAAGGAGAAAGCAUACUGAUAAAGGAAGCUGAUGGCCAAGCUCCGCAUAAAAUUGAUGAGAACAUGUGGAAGAAUCGAGAGUACAUUGAAGAAACAAUAUUUUUACUUGAAAGAUAUAAUUGGCCAGAGGCGCUGAAACAGCAGUCCACACCUGACAAUGUUGAAUUUGCUGUUAUGAUUGGGAAGCUGAAAGAUAAACUUCAUAAUAUGUUGAAGGUUUUGGAAUCUUUCCAAAAUAAAAAUGCUGAACAUGUAUUUAACACAGUUAUGACUUAUUUGCCUCAAGAUUUUCGAGGAACCCUCCUUAGACAACAACGGGAACGCUCGGAGAGGAAUAGACAAGCAGAGGUUGACACCUUGGUAAAUUCUGGUGGUAGCAUACGCGAUCGAUAUGCUCUGCUGUGGAAACAACAAAUGGACAGGAGAAGCCAAUUAGCUCAGCUUGGUUCUGCAACAGGGGUCUAUAAAACACUCGUGAAGUACCUGGUUGGGGUUCCUGAGGUAUUGCUUGAUUUUACCCGGCAGAUAAAUGAUGACGAUGGGCCCAUGGAGGAGCAGCGACAUCGCUAUGGACCACCAUUAUACAGCCUCACCCUUAUGAUUCUUUCUAUUCGUCUCUUCCUUUCAUUGGCAUGGGCACGAUAUGGAGCCAUGACAUUAAAAAAGGAACAAAUGGCUGUGGUGGAAGAAGCUGUUGAUGUCUACACCAUGGAGUUUGAAAGGUUCCUGAAAUUUAUGAGUGAGGUCUUUGCAAACUCGCCUUUCUUCAUUUCAGCAGAGGUUGCUGGUGAUUUGGAAACAAGGAAAAAUGAUGACUACAAAGAGAUAAGUGUCCCAGCUGGGAAAGCUUAUGAGGUUUUACUUUCAGUGGACGCAGUAAACUCAUACAUUGCAUGGGAUUUUUCAUUAGUACAAGGCACGAUAAAUAUGGAUAUUGGAUUUAGUUUGGAGUUUGAAAGUCCUUCUGGGGAAAAAACUCCAAUGUUACCUUACCGCCGUUAUGAGUCUGAUCAAGGGAAUUUCUGCACAUUAAUGGCUGGAAGCUACAAACUGAUCUGGGACAACACAUAUUCAACUUUUUUUAGAAAGGUGUUACGGUACAAGGUAGACUGUAUACCUCCAGUCAUAGAGCCAGUGCAGUCUGACUUGAGCAAAAAUGCGGAAGAGAAGGCCUUUUGAAUGAGGCAGGAUGAGCUAGUGCUGUCCGACUAACUGAUUUGCUCUAGUAAUUUUAAUCUUAUUUAAAACAAAAGUUCCAUUUUCUUAUGCCAAGAUUGAUACAUACGUUCAAUUUAUUCCUCUGAAGGGAAGGGGAAAGGAAUUGAGAACAAAAUUAAUGUUUGUGUAAAACUGUUUUACAUUCAGUGAUAUCGUGUGGCUGUAGGAAAGCUGUAACUCUCCUGCAAUGGCCACAAACGAAAUCCUUGCAAUACGGAGUGUAGGAAGCAUAUUUUGCUUAGUCAAGUAAUCGUGCAUAUUCUACCUCUUUAAGUAAUUGCAGUCGAAAGCCAAACAGUUAAUGGGUGAGGAUCAGUGAUAAUGGUUUCAAGUUACAACAGCAGAUUAAAUAGCAUGAUAUAGUGAGUUUACUUUG
This is a messenger RNA of Gastrolobium bilobum, 1865 nucleotides long. RefSeq lists its product as uncharacterized. The record is from RefSeq and is a predicted model, not a curated record. NCBI's taxonomy places the organism in Eukaryota, Viridiplantae, Streptophyta, Magnoliopsida, Fabales, Fabaceae. The transcript has 15 exons. The coding region runs from base 116 to 1450 and encodes 444 amino acids.